Messenger RNA from Trypanosoma rangeli, 372 nucleotides. RefSeq names its product amastin. Bases 1 to 372 code for a protein of 123 amino acids. The record is from RefSeq and is a predicted model, not a curated record. The transcript has a single exon. NCBI's taxonomy places the organism in Eukaryota, Euglenozoa, Kinetoplastea, Trypanosomatida, Trypanosomatidae.
AUGCCACGGCACAAAGUAUUAGCUUCGCCCAAAGAUAUCUUCGUGGUCUGCCCCACACUUGUGAGGUACCUUAGAGCUGCAGAGGCGUUUGUUAUCAUUUCUAUUCUUGUGCUGCUUACCGCCGUUAUUUUUGGCCUGGUGACGUGCUGCUGCUGCGAACACCCCGAGGUCUUCGCAACGAUGUGGUCGGUGCUUGGCAUUGUGACGGUUAUGGUCGUUUGGGUACUUAUGGCCCAUGCGUACAACCAGUUGGUUGGUGGCUGCCUCACGACGCCCUUUAAGCAUACGCAAAAGCACGGCGGACGUGUUGCCCUCCUUGUGACUGGAUGGUGCAUUCUCUUUGUCGUCAUUGUGUUUUUCAACGUGCUAUAG